AUGAAGAUGGCAGAGAAAGAGCCAGGGAUGGCCACUCUUGGAUUUACCAGCAUCAUAGUGUGUGUUAUUUUACUGGGACAAGCAUCCUCUGAGAAAAUAGACCAAACAGAUGCCAUCCUGAGGGAGCUGCUUUCAAAAUGGACUCAAGGAAGUGAUUGGAAUCCACAAAGAAAUUCUCCAGAAACAAACAAGGACCGCCAUGUCCACCCGUUAGUAAGGAGUAUCGUGGGAGGUCUGAAGACACUUGGUCUCCUGCCCAGCAGGAACUUAGGCCUGCCCUCCCUAAACAACCCAGCAGACAGGCACCGUCUGUCUAGCUUCCUCUACAACAUCUCCCUGUACCUCCAAGAGAUGGGUGCAGAGCUGGAGGAGAGCGAGCCAGCAUCUGAUGAGGAGCAGCUAUGGGAAAAAGUGCUGCAGUCCUUCAUCCAGUCUGAGGGGAGCGCUACACUGAACCAGUGGAAUGGCCGAGUGCCACCGAGACCUAGCGUCAGACUCCAGGACUGGUUUUUGUCCCUAAGGGGCAGCCCUCACUGGGACUGGCUUUUGGGGCUGCUGCAGAGUCUAAUCGCUCUGUAUGAGCGUCAGCCUCACAAGUCCCUCCUGGCAAUCUUAUCUCAGAACUGGAGGACAGUGAGUGCCGUGCUGGAGACUGUGCUCCAGGCAAUGGUCAGUGGAACCUACGGUCAGGCCAGCGCCGGCCUGCAGGGCUUCAUCUGUGCACUGAAGGGCCGUGGUGACUGUGCCUUCAAUGUCAGCUGGCUUCAGCAGCUGCUGCUUUUCCUGGAGACCCGCAACUGGAAGCCGGUGGUCACUUUGCACCCAGCAGACGAUGGUGCUGAACACAGUAAGGCUACAUCUGGACGUUUAAAGCCUUUCAGUUUGCCUCCUGAGGCCAUGAGGCAGGAUGGGUUGUCUGGAAAUGACUCUCUGGGCACAGGAGAUGAUUUGGAAUCCUUGCAAAGCUUACUCUUGCAGGCUCUAUCACGCUCAGGUGGAGGAGAGAGAGCGGGCCACUUAGCAUCAAAAAAUCCAGCUCUUGUGCAAAGCUUGGACGGGUUGAGGAGGGGUCUUCUGCAUCGGGUGGGUAGUUCUGUCUACAGUAACCUGAGGAAGAAAGUGUCACGAGUUACCAUGGCACUGCUUGAUGAUGUGGACGUGCCACGGCCUAACCCACAGGGGCGCUGCUCAGUAGGUGACCUGAGGCAGCUUAUCUUAUGGGGGAUAAAAAAUAAUGUGACAUGGAACACCCAGGCUUUAGGCUUCAGCUCCCAGGGUCUCCCAAGCACCCCUCCGUUCCUCUCCUGCCCCUCCACCGAAGGAGAUAAACUGAGGUCCAGCCGAACACCAUCCCACCCAGCUGAUAAAACACCCCCGUCAUCACGGACAGCUUCCAAACGAAAACACCUGCAUGACCUCCACACUGCAUCUCGCCGCUCCCGGCUCAACCAACCAAGAGCAGAAAGAGGCGGAGCAGGCGAAGACCAACAGAGAGAGGAGUACCCCACGUCCACAGAAAUUCUGGAGGCAGUGUGUAAUGCGUCCAUCCCGGGCUUGACAGGAGUCUCCAACUUCACUGUGUUCCUCUAUUGUAACCUGUUUGAAGGGGAGAACGGGUCAGUCAAUCCUGCAGUGGGUCAUAUGGGACUUGACCUGCGUGCCACCUGCUCUGACGCAGCCUGGUACCUGUCUGCAGCUGAGGAGGACUUCUUCUGGGUCCAUGUCUGCAGUGAGUUCUUUGCCCAUGAGUUCAACAACACUGUGUGUGCCAACUCCUCUUUCUGGCUUCAAAAGGCACACCAGGUGGCUGUGACCAAGGACUAUCAUUACUUCAACCUGUCCAGUAUAGAUGACCUGUGUGUGCAGCAGCCAGGGGAGCCAAUAGGAGCCCAGGCACUUGAUGAGAACUGUCUGGCUCAGUUGGGCAGCAGGUCCCUCACUGCCCAGGAUUUCAGACACUGCUUCCUGCCCAACAAUUCUGCCCUGAUCUCAGCCCUGUGCGGGUCCCCCAGCCCACACCACACCUUCCCAGAGGGCAGUUGGGCUGCAGCGUACUGCUCCAAAAUCCACAACUUCUCCCACGCUGACAUCACAGAGGAGACUUGUCACUACAGGAGGUGGGCUGUGCACGAUUUCACCAACUCCUCUCUCCUGGAGCUCUGCGGGCACACGAAUGGCUUCAGAGAAUACAUCUGUCGAAACGUGUCACUCUAUCACAGGCACUUAAAGUCCAUGCCUCAGUUCUCUGAAGUGUGUGCCGACCUGGAGGCAGAACUGGAGGGCAGGAAGUGCUUACUGCAGAGGCUUUUCGACAUGCUCCCAGCACCAUACGAGUUUGACACGUCGCAGCUGUGUGUGAACCCGGCCCCGCUGCUGGCAGAAGCCCUCCACAAGCUGAGUGUGUGUGAGGUUGAAGGUGGGGAGCGUGGAGGGUUUUUAUUGGCACUGGGGUACGUGUUGCGAGUCCUGGACUUCAUGGUGGGGCUGUCUUCAGGCCUGGAGGAGGGGGAGAGAGAGGCGAGGCAGGGCUUGGGCCAGGCCAUCCUCCUGUCCAGUCUGCUGGACAACACCUCGUUCUGGGCCACGCUGCAGCCUGAGGCCUCAGUGAGCGUCCUGCACACUGUGGGACUCUUCCUGCGCAGAGAGCAGAACCCCUCGCUCAAAGAGGACCUGCUAAGUUGCUUCAGUCCUGUCUUGUGGGACCUCAUUCAGCGAGAAGACAACUCCUCUGCUCUCAAGGUUCUGCUGCAGGAGUAUCUCCGAAUGCCGAGAGAGAGUAUCCGCACCCUAGUGAUGUCUGCUGAAAAAGAUGCUGUCAAGAGAUUUCUUUCUCAUAUGCAUCAGAGUUGGGAUCAGCUCCAAGUUGAAACCACCCAGGCCUCUCAGAAAGAGUUGCAAGCCAUGGAAACAAUGACCGCUGCCUUCAUUCAUAAGUUUCCACGAGUGACCCCUGAACUUUUUGUGGACCUGUCUCAGUUCAUUCCCUUCAUGUCCGUCUCUGACAUCAUGAGCUUCCCUGCUUCCUUGAUGGUCAAUGACAGCGUGUUGAUGGCCAUUCGUGACCACAGCUCAGAGAUCAAAUCACUGCAGAAAAAGGCCUUUGUAAAGAGACUUCUCCAGUCAAGUGUGGUGGGUGAUGUCCCUACAUGGCCACCAUACUUCCUCAGAUCCAUCUUCCCACUACUGCCAUAUCUCCCAGUCAGCUAUUUUCAGCAGCUGACAUCACAUCAGCUUGGUCCUCUGCUGGAGUUGCUGGGCAACAGCAGUUUGGAUGGCACCAGGGGACGCCAUGUCCUGCGGACCCUGUUCAAUAAGAGGCAGAACCUCACCAGUGAUAACAUACUGAGGUUAGGAGUUCUUGCAUGUUACCUGGAUCCACUGGACCUGCGUCCAUUCCUUCAGGCGUCGUCACAGUCCUCUGCCCUCAGGCAACAGUUGGCUCAGUGCAUGUCGCAGGGACUCAUCAGUGCCAGUGGCAGGCUAUCCUCUUGGCUGAUACCAGUGGUUCAGACCCUGAAUGUCAGCAGCAUGCCUCCUCCAGAGCUGUCCACCCUAACUGGUCUGCUGCCCCAGCUAGGAGCUUCCUUUCUUCAGUCACUUCCCUCAGAGCGGCUCCUGGAGCUCCUCACACAAUCAGGCCUGCAGAGAUUCUCUCCAUCACAGGCUUUUCAGAUAUUAUCCAAGAUCUCAAAGGACACUAACCUUUCCAUGGAAACACUGUGCCGACUGAAGCCAUUACACCCUGGGCUCUCCCCUGCUGUGCUGAGAGACCUCCACUGGCCUGAGAUCAGUGGAGCUGCCCACUGCCACUGCUGGAGAACCUUACUAACAGAGCUAAAGCCUGGCCAAAGAGCUAUGCUAUACAAUGCAGCGCAGGAGGUUCUGCACAGAGGGCUGCAGAAUGUCACUCCACAGGUUCGCUGUCUUUUGCCCUUUGUCCCCCUACGCAAGCUGACAGAAGCUGUUAGUGGAGAGACCGUCUUGAAGGACAUCAGCCUGUUCAGAGAUGUGCACUGGUCUCCACAGCAGGCUCAGCUGCUGUUCAAGAAGAUCCAAGAAUCUGAAAACAUUACCAGCCUAACAGUCAAGGAUUUGGGUCAUAUUGCCAGUGGAAUGAGUUGUGACUGGAUGAGGCUGUGGAGCAAUGAAACAGAUUUCUCUGAGUUGCUUCAGUUUGUCAGUGGGCUCCCCGGGGGCCUGAGGGCUGCUCUGCGAAAGUGUAUCGUAGAGGAACUGAGGAAGCAAGAGGAAAUCGACCUCAAUGCUCUGAGCUCUUGGUUUGCUGCAACAUUACCAGUGAAAAUGACAGAGAACCUCUCUAACGCCUCCUUCAGAGCCGUCCUGGAUCACAUUCAGGCGCACUUUCCCGACUUCCUGAAACUGCCACGUUAUAAACAGAUGAAUUUAGCCGAGAAGGCCAUUACUGUGCUGGGCUCCUCUCAGGCCCAGGCUGAGGGGGAGAUUGAAGGUGCCACUCUGGACCUGCUGGGGCCUUUACUCCCUUUCUUGGACCAGGACAGUUUGGCGCUGGUGGACAGAGAUGCCCUGGCUCUGCGGCUGGAUGACAUGAGGGGCUACUGCCUUCCCAAAGAGGCUCUGAGAGAUAUUGGUGCCUUGCUUACCAAGAAAGAUUUUCUGGGGGAACCAUCAAAAUGGGAUGUCGAGGAUGUGGAACAUUUGGGCAGACUGGUAUUUUCUCUCUCAUCAAAGCAGAUCAACUCCAUUCCACUGAAGGUGCUGAAUAAAGACACAGUGGAGCAGGUCCUGGUGGAUCAGAGGCGCUGGGAGGACAGUGCAGUGGGAGGAGUGUGUGUGAGCCAGUGCAUGGACCAGCCCCACCAGAGAGAGCAGACACAGAACCUGAUUCGAGGGAUCGUCAAAGCACGGAGCAGAAGAGCCAAAGUGCCAGUUCCAAGCUGUGCUGACAUCAGAGGGAUAUUCCCUUCAGCUUGGACGUCCACUCAGAUUAGCCGUAUGUCGCAGGCGGAUCUGAAGCAGUGCGUUGAAGUUUUUGGUGAGGAUGCUUCCCUGAGCUCUGAGCAGCGUCGAUCACUGUGGGUAAAACUCAGGAAGGCCUACAGUCCGGUGAGAGAGCUGAGAGCAGACCAGGUGCUGGCUCUUGGCUCUGUGGUGACUGAGAUGGGAGACAGAGAGCUGCAGGACAUCAAUAUCACUGACUUGGGAGUGCUGGCACAUCUUGGGACACUGACAGAGUGGAGCCAUAAAAAGAUGAGAGCAGUGGUUCUAGGUGUGAUGCGGAGGCGCAAGCUCAAAGUGGAGCAGCUGUCAGCUGUAGAUCUGGCAGCACUCGGCCAUCUGAUCUGUGGUCUGAAUCCUUCAGAGAUCAACAGACUGAACCCCUACAACUUGAGUGUGGCCGUCCUGUUCCUGCGGGAGAUGUCCCUGCCAUGCACAGAGCAGCAGAUGGAGGCACUGACCAGCCGGUUGUCCAGCCCUGAGGCCUUUGGUCCAGUCAGUGCCUGGGGAGCGGAAGUUUUCACUGAAAUUGGGACACUGGCAGCGGGUCUGGAGGACAUGGUUCUGUCAGCGCUGGUGCAAGAGCAAGUGGAGGGAAUCACCCCUGAAACUAUUGCCCUGAUCUCACCCAAAAAGAUAGCGGUGGUGUUCGGUGCCGCUCAGCUGUCUUGGCUGAGUGUGGAGCAGGCCUGGGCUGUCACUGACGAGCAGUGGGCAGAGCUGGACGGCGAACAGAGACACGCCCUUCGCCUGGCCCAGUACGAAGGAGACGUCCUCCUUGAGCUGAGAGGAAGAAACUUGGCUCCAGCCUCCCUGCUCACUGACAGCCUCACUAUAUGUUUAUUGGCUCUAUGCCUUACAUUAUGGCAAUUAUGUUAAAAUGCUGGAGCACAUUUGUAUUUAUUUGUCCCUUGUCAUCCCAUG
Molecule: messenger RNA, 5901 nt
Organism: Myripristis murdjan (pinecone soldierfish)
Lineage: Eukaryota; Metazoa; Chordata; Actinopteri; Holocentriformes; Holocentridae
Product: stereocilin
Exons: 29
Coding region: 1-5856 (1951 amino acids)
Biological process (GO): cell-matrix adhesion
Cellular component (GO): kinocilium; cell surface; stereocilium tip
Source: RefSeq, a predicted model, not a curated record